AUGGCAUGGACCACCUUAGCUACGGCAGGUGCCAUUACCCUUGGGUCCAUUUGGGGCACACUUGCGCGUCUGGGUCUGGUGGCUCUAAAUACGUAUGAUGGACAGAGCAUUGCCCCGCUCGUAUGGGCCCAAGCCGUGGGAUGCCUCGUUUUUGGGUACGCGUCACACAAGCGCUCCAAGGCGGCCAUUGAGGGUUGGUAUGCCCCGGCCUUUCCGAUGAUUACGGUCGGAUUCGCGGGAAGCUGUACAUCUUUUUCAACGUGGGCACUAGACGUGUUCCAGGCAUUUUCGAAUGGUGAACACCAUGAUCGUAUCGGGCUGUACAGCGUCAUGGAUGCAUUGGCACAGACGGCCACCACGGUGGGCAUGGGCCUCGCUGGCGUCUGGGCGGGACGCGCCUUGGCAGACGCAUACCCACUUUCUGCCAUUCCUACGAUACGUAUGCAUACCACAGCGGGACAUGUAACGGUAGUCCUGUUGGGCGCCCUCUUCUGGAUCGGAUCUGCCCUGCUCUGUGGCCUGCAUGCUCCUUUCCGGCACGUCACUUUUGCACUCGUGCUUUGUCCGCCAGGUGCUCUCGCUCGAUGGCAAUUAUCGCUUCUUAACCCGCCACGAAGCGCUGACGACCGCGUUCAUGUGCGCCAGUGGACAAGGUGGCCGCUAGGUACGUUUCUGGCCAACAUACUAGCAACGCUCGUCUUAUGUGGCGUAGUCACAGGCAAGCUAUCCCGUACGUUCUCGUCCAAAACGUCAUGCGAUGCUCUACAAGGACUUCAGGACGGCUUUGCAGGCUGUCUGAGCACAGUGAGCACGCUGAUAGCUGAACUUCUUGUGCUUCGUCCGAUGCGCACUUCGUUCGCUUACCUGUUUACUUCAUGGGCUCUCGCUGUCAUAAGCUGCGUGCUGCUCGUCGGGGUACCCAGAUGGACCUUAGACAUAAACGACACUUGUCAGUGGCAGGUCCUUUCAUAG
Molecule: messenger RNA, 972 nt
Organism: Malassezia restricta
Lineage: Eukaryota; Fungi; Basidiomycota; Malasseziomycetes; Malasseziales; Malasseziaceae
Product: fluoride exporter
Exons: 1
Coding region: 1-972 (323 amino acids)
Biological process (GO): fluoride transmembrane transport
Cellular component (GO): membrane
Molecular function (GO): fluoride transmembrane transporter activity
Source: RefSeq, a predicted model, not a curated record